AUGGUGAUCACAAAAGGAGAUAUAUUUGAUGGAGCUCCUGCUGCAGAUGCUAUUGUAUCUCCAGCAAACAGUUUUGGUUUUAUGGAUGGUGGUAUUGAUAUGGCAUAUUCAAGACAUUUUGGUUGGCAGAUGCAAGAACGUUUACAAGAAGUUAUAAAGAAAGAUCAUGGUGGAGAACUAUUAGUGGGUAAUGCUGUUAUUAUUCCUUCAUAUCCUCCUGGUACUGACUACAGUGCAUUAGAACUACCAGUAACACAUAAUGAAGGCAAACCUAUUAAAUAUCUGAUAUCAGCACCUACUAUGAGAGUACCUAUGGAUGUAUAUGAUACAGUUAAUGCUUACCUGGCACUUAGAGCUGUUUUAAGAUCAGUUAUUAAUCAUAAUGCCUCAUGUCAACAAACUGGACAAGAACCUAUUCAUUCUGUUCUGUGUCCUGGUCUGGGGACUGCUGUUGGACGAAUGCCAUUUAAGAGAUGUGCUUUACAGGCUGGGAAAGAUUCUGGUACAGCAUUUGAACGUAAAGCAUAUCCAGGUGAAAUAUUUGCAGAAAAGAACACCUAA
This is a messenger RNA of Gigantopelta aegis, 561 nucleotides long. RefSeq lists its product as uncharacterized. Lineage: Eukaryota; Metazoa; Mollusca; Gastropoda; Neomphalida; Peltospiridae. The transcript is spliced from 7 exons. The coding region runs from base 1 to 561 and encodes 186 amino acids. The record is from RefSeq and is a predicted model, not a curated record.